Paraglomus brasilianum is the source of this 735-nucleotide messenger RNA. The record is from the annotation of a GenBank genome assembly. Lineage: Eukaryota; Fungi; Glomeromycota; Glomeromycetes; Paraglomerales; Paraglomeraceae.
AUGGGUGAAGAUCAGAAUGCACAAGCAAACGCUGAUGAGCAAAACCCAGUUAAAUUCACUCAAAAAGUUGUUGAACAGGGACAUGUUCCUUCACAAUACAUAUUUAGCCAGUCCGUACACAAUGGUUCAAUCUUGGAAAUACCAAACAACUUUGGGGACAUUAUGACCACGAAGGACACCAUCCUUCAUCUUCCGGAAGGAUUCUCGGGCCUCGAAAGAAUCUGCUUGGCUGCCAACGGGAAUUUACAAAGAAUUCUUAGUGCAUGGUUUAAUGGCGCAGUUACGGUACAGAUAGUUCGCAACAUUCCGACGUCGACAGAUUUGUCUAAUAUAGGGACUAACCGAAACGGAACUAUUCUGCGCAGAUAUAAUAGAGAGGUAAAUCUGUGCUGCAAGGGGAAAGUACUAUGCAACGCAACCAGUGAUGUUGUGAUAAGUGACAACAAAGUGGUUGAUCUGAUUGAAAACGAGGGCGUCGGUAUUGGCCAAUUAUUCCGUUAUCUCGGUAAAUUACCCACCUUUGACUUGCAUUUCGUCGGGCGAACCUCUUUAACAUGGUGGAGAUUGUACACGUUACGUAUAGCUGGUGUUUCUUGUCGUAUAAAAGAGGUAUUCCCUAACGGAAUGUUUACAUCUGGAUGGAUUGAUUCCUCUCAAACUGGACUUACUCGUGCGGACAUUGAGACAGUAGAAAAUGAAACCAUCUGGCCGUCUUCGUCGAUUGAAAUUUUUUGA